UAAGCAAAACCUCCAAGCUGGUUUACCAAUAUGAAAGUUUGGAAUGCACUCCAUCUGUUUCUGGUGAUCCUACUGUCCUCGGCGGUGCCAUUGAUGGAAGCAUUGAGCAUCACCGUUUGUGCGGAUCGCUUCAUUGGCAUCUCGUUUGCUGAUCCGACCAGUUGCUCCAGCUUCUAUGUGUGCCUGCGUGGAAAUGCCAUCCGGCGGGAGUGCUCCAGUGGUCUGUACUACGAUCCAAAGAUCCAGACCUGCAAUCUGCCCGGACUAAUCAAAUGUUUCAACGGGGAUCGUGGCGUCGCUUUACUGGGAGAAGUCAAACCAGAAGCCAAACCUGAAUCACAAUCAUAUAUCAAACCUGAUAUAAUGGCCAAGGAGGAGGUCACCACGACCACCAGUCCACCGACGACGACAGUGACAACCAAAAAACCGAAAAUUGAUGCAAAUGAUACCGAUACAACUGUAUCCCAGCCCAUUGACAUAUUUGAAGAUACACCGUAUCGACCCAAUAUCAAAAUCGAUGUUUUGAGAUUCGCGCGCGAUUGCCGUGGAAUAACCGAUGGGGAGUACUUGACCGACCCCAGACAUUGCCGACGUUACUAUAUAUGCCAUAAAAAUCGGCCCAAGCGCCACAAUUGCCCCCGGAAUCAGUGGUUCGAUCGGGAGACCAAAACCUGCCAAGAGCAGGAGAAGGUACUGAAUUGCCCAACGAAUCGGAAUUAGCUGUUGAAUAAUCUCGGUGCCCAAAAUAUUAUUUGCAUAUGUAGAAAUGAUUAGAAUUAUAAAACCAUUGGUAAACAAUGCAGCAAGAAAAACAUGUUUUUAAUUUUAAGUUAGAAACUUUGUAAACAGGGUACGAAAUAUAUGUGUGAUAGAUUUUA
This is a messenger RNA of Drosophila erecta, 878 nucleotides long. RefSeq lists its product as uncharacterized. The record is from RefSeq and is a predicted model, not a curated record. Gene Ontology annotation, cellular component: extracellular region. The transcript has 2 exons. Lineage: Eukaryota; Metazoa; Arthropoda; Insecta; Diptera; Drosophilidae. Gene Ontology annotation, molecular function: chitin binding. Bases 31 to 720 code for a protein of 229 amino acids.